ACCAAUUUACAUCUUAUUAUUUUGGCUCCUUUUCAUGCUCAUCGGAGACCAUGGUUUCUUGUCUUCAUCUCCAGCCAUUGUGUCAGCUGCUAUUGCUGAUCCUAUGGCCGCUGUUCAUCUCUGCUUCCAUUGUUACUCAUCUUCCUGGCUUUCAUGGUGGUCCGCUUCCCUUCCACAUGGAGACUGGAUAUGUUGGUGUGGAUGAAGUGCAGUUCUUUUAUUACUUCAUAGAGUCUGAGGGAAAUCCAGCCGAGGACCCUCUUUUUCUUUGGCUUACUGGUGGCCCUGGUUGCUCUUCUUUCUGUGGCCUCUUCCUUCAAAUUGGUCCGCUGAAGUUCAGGAGUGUGAAGUAUAAUGGUAGCUUGCCAACACUUGUGUAUAAUCCUUUUUCUUGGACUAAGGUCUCAAAUAUGAUCUUCUUAGACUCUCCUGUUGGUACUGGAUUCUCAUUCUCAAAUACUCCAGAGGCAUAUGUUGAUGGUGAUGUCACUUCAUCCUUGAGAGUUUCCAAGUUUCUCAGAAAGUGGUUAAUUGAUCACCCACAAUUCCUAUCCAAUCCUUUAUAUCUUGGUGGUGAUUCGUAUGCUGGCAAGGUUGUUCCAUUCAUCACUUACUUGAUAUCAGAAGGUAUUGAAUCUGGGGCUCAGCCUCUUCUGAAUCUAAAGGGAUAUGUAAUUGGCAACCCAUCAACUGGAGAAGUAAUAGAUUUCAACGCUCAGGUUCCACAUGCUCAUAAUAUGGGGAUCAUUUCUGAUGAGAUUUUACAAGUCCACAACUACUUCUGUGGGUGAAGGAGAGGAUUAUACAAAUCCUACCACCGUUCUGUGUGCCGAGAAGCUUCAAGUUGUGCAAAAGCAUGCAGUAUUUUGAUGAAAUUAAUAAGCAACAUAUUUUGGAGCCAAAGUGCCCGCGAGCAUCACCAAAACCAAAAAACUUAAGCGAAGGAAGGCGAUCUCUCGAGGAUGAGCACGGAAAGUUUAUCGUGCCACCAGAUGUUCCUCCUCUCGAAUGCAGAUCUUAUACUUAUUAUUUAGGCUACAUUUGGGCAAACAGUGAUGAUGUGAGAGAUGCUCUCCACAUCCUGAAGGGAACUGUCAAGGAAUGGAUCAGAUGUAAUCAUGAUUUGCAGUAUGCCUAUGAUACUCCAAGCAGUGUAAAAUUUCACUUAUAAAAUAAUUUAAAUAUCAUUAUUUUUGUAGUUAUUAUUUAUU
Molecule: messenger RNA, 1211 nt
Organism: Dioscorea cayenensis subsp. rotundata (Guinea yam)
Lineage: Eukaryota; Viridiplantae; Streptophyta; Magnoliopsida; Dioscoreales; Dioscoreaceae
Product: serine carboxypeptidase-like 18
Exons: 11
Coding region: 51-791 (246 amino acids)
Biological process (GO): proteolysis; secondary metabolic process
Molecular function (GO): acyltransferase activity, transferring groups other than amino-acyl groups; serine-type carboxypeptidase activity
Source: RefSeq, a predicted model, not a curated record